GGGCACCGGGAUGGGCUGCGAGGGGGGGCGGGGGGGGAGAGGGGUCGGGCGUUGCACGGGGGAGGGUCGGGCGUUGCAGCAGCCCGGGCGUUGCAGCGGCGGCGUAGGCUUUGCAGCCGGGGUUGUUGCAUUGCCGCACGGCCGUGGCGGUGCUGCGGUGCGGGGUGACCCCCGCGUUGUCCCCCCCCCCCGCAGGGCGGUGGAGGUCCUCCUGCAGCGCGGGGCCGACCCCAACCUGCUGCUCCCGGGAGGGUUCGCCCCCGUCCAUCUGAGUGCUGCGGGGGGGGCCGAGCGAGGAGUGCGCUGCUUGCGGCUGCUGCUGCGCUACGGAGGGGACCCCAAUGCCAGGGCUGCCGAGGGGCUCACGCCGCUGCACGUCGCUGCGUCCUGGGGGAGCUGCGGGUGCCUGGAGCUGCUGCUGCAGAAUGGGGGGGACCCGGAGCUGCGGGACCAGGACGGGAAGCGAGCCAUCGACCUGGCGCUGGAGCAGGGCCAUGGGCUGUGCGUGCAGCUCCUGCAGGACUGGAGCCUCCCAGACCCCCACGGAGCCCGGCGCUCGCUGUCCUUCUUGUCCGAGGAUCGCACCGAUGCGGAGCUGCUGAGCAGCACUCGCGUGUCCCAGCUGGACGAGCUCGGGCUGGGGGGCAGCUGCGGGUUGGGGGAGCCCCCGUGCUGUGCUCAGCCCUCUUUGGGUCCCUCCCCCACCCCACGGCUCCCAGGAGGUCCAGCUCUGCCCCUGCAGCCCCUGGCAUCCAGCACGCUGCUCUGGGCUGGGGGUGAGUGUGAGGAGGUACCCCUAAAGGGGACGGGGGUGCGCUGUUCCCUGCAGCCCGGUGCUGGGGCCAGGAGCCCCCCCCAGCCCCUGCGUUGCAGUGGGGACCGUGGGGUGCUGGAAGCAGGAACCGGAGGCCAUGACCUCCCUGGGGACAGCAGCGAGGAUAGCGAGCGCUUCGUCACUGCAGUGGAGAUGCUGGAGCCCAACGGGGCUGGGGUGUGCCCAGGAGAAGCCCCCUCCUCAGAGGAGCUGCCUGUGCUGUUCCAGGGCUGCAGCCUCGAGUGCUCCCCCCCCGCACCCAGGGGCUCCCUUGCAUCCCGGCUGGCAUUGCUGCAGGGGAUGGCACUUUGCAGGGGCUGCAGCCCCCCCAGUUCUGCCACGUCACCCCCCGCACCAAGAGCCGCCUCCAGGCCUCAGCAGCAAGGCUCAGCGCUUCCUCCUCCUCCUCCUCCUCCCUCUUCGAUGCCAGCCUGGAAAAGCCCCGCAGGCCCCCCCGGGUCAGAGCACCCAGGGGUGUCCCCAGGGAUCCUGGCACCACCCCAGGACACUGCGUUGCCCUCGGUGGUGAGGAUGUGUCCAGAGGGGAUGGAGAAAGCACAGUGUCUUCAGAUGACACCCAGAUCCUCCCCAGGCCCCCCAGCCAGCCCAGCUCCCCCAUGGGAACCAGCAGCUCCAGCCCCACAGUGCUGCUGGCUCAUGGGGAUCACGGCUGUGCCCAGAACCCUCUGUCGGGUGCUCAGGGAUCCCUCAGCCCUACAGUGCUGCUGGGCCCUGGGGGUCACAGCCACCCCCAGGACUCCCCAUCAGAUGCUCGGGGUUCUCCCAGCUCCACGGUGCUGCCGGGUCCAGGGGACAGUGACAACCCCCCGGAUUCCCCAUCACACAUUCAGGGCUCCACUCCUGCCACUGACCCCGGGGUGCCGGAGCCAAGGACCCCCCCGAUGCCACGCACACCCACUGACCACAGCCCCCACCGCCCCGUGGAACCCAAUGUGCCCGCCCACUGAGCGGCGCAGUCCCAGUGCUGAGGCCACCGGCCCUGGGGAUGGGGACCGAGCGCAGUCCCUGCGGGUGCUCUCUGAUGAAGCGCUCCUCCGGCGGCUGCGGGCGCUGGGCUACGACCCCGGACCCAUCACGGUGCUCACCCGGCGCGUGUACCUGCGGCGGUUGGAGGAGCUGAGCCGCAGCCCAGCAGGGCACAGCCCUGAGCUGGCAGAUGCGCUGCGCACCGGGCAUAUCCCCAACUGCACCGAGGAUGAGAUGGUGUUGGCACAGCAAUUCGACCGCCCCGACCGGAGCCGACAUUGGCGCGAGGGGCUGCUCAAAGCCAGCUUCAACUACCUCCUGCUCGACCCCAGGACCACCCAGGACCUCCCAUUGCGCUGCCACCGCCUGAGCCCCAUGGAGUGCUUCAAGACCUUCGUUGAUGCCAUCUUCUAUGUGGGCAAAGGGACGCGCGCCCGGCCCUACAGCCACCUCGCCGAGGCCGUGACCCAGCACCGCAUGGGGACGAGGAAGGGCUGUCCCAAGGUGCGGCGCAUCCUGGAGAUCUGGGCGAGUGGGAUGGGUGUCAUCUCCCUGCACUGCUUCCAGAGCAGCGUGCCGGCUGAGGCGUACACGAGGGAGGGCUGCAUGCUGGAGGCCCUGGGGCUGCGUGCCGUCACCAACCAGCGGAAGGGGAACUGCUACGGCCUGGCAGCCAGCUGGUCCCCGGCACGGCGCCGGCGCAUGGGCGUCCACAUGCUGCACCGGGCAAUGCGCAUCUUCCUGGCCGAGGGCGAGCGGCAGCUGCGGCCGGCUGACAUCCAGGCUGGGCGCUGAGCCCCCCCGAGGCCUGGAGGCACCCCCUGCUCUUCCCAAAGGGGAGGACGGCUGCGUGGGGGUGGUUUUUACGUCGUGAACGCUGGCGAGAAUGUCUCUAUUUAUUUUAUCUCUACCCCUAAGUGGCGAUGAGUAAACGGCUGCAGCAGCUCA
Messenger RNA from Gallus gallus (chicken), 2749 nucleotides. It is a transcript of the gene ANKLE1, whose product is annotated as ankyrin repeat and LEM domain containing 1. NCBI's taxonomy places the organism in Eukaryota, Metazoa, Chordata, Aves, Galliformes, Phasianidae. Gene Ontology annotation, molecular function: protein binding; endonuclease activity. The record is from RefSeq and is a predicted model, not a curated record.